Cladocopium goreaui is the source of this 2325-nucleotide messenger RNA. The record is from the annotation of a GenBank genome assembly. NCBI's taxonomy places the organism in Eukaryota, Dinophyceae, Suessiales, Symbiodiniaceae.
AUGUCGAUCAUCUUGGUUGAUGAUGAUGCGGAUUUUAGAUCGAUGACCGCCCGCGCUCUUAGAAGGCUGGGGCACACGGUUCAAGAAGGCGAGUCUGGUGAGGCUGCCUUGGAGCUGUUCGACAAAUACAGCUUCGAUGUGGCGGUCCUUGACCUCACUAUGCCCGGCAUGUCGGGGCUAGACCUGCUUCGUAGCAUCCGAGAGCGGGAUAGUGAGACUGAAUCUGUCAUGCUCACCGGGGAAGCAAGCGUAAAGACCGCCGUCGAGGCGAUGAAGUUGGGCGCACAUGACUACCUGAGCAAACCCGUCGAACUGGAGGAAUUGCGAGUUGUUAUAGAGAAGGCUUACGAAUCAUGUUGCCUGCGCAGAGAGAACCAGCGCUUAAAGGUCGCUCUCGAGCGGACUCGUCCCUCGCUGUCAAUGAUUGGCGAGUCGAAAGGGAUGAAGGAGGUAUUGCGACUAAUCGAGCGAGCAGGACCUACCGACAAGCCAAUCUUAAUCCAAGGGGAAAGCGGCACGGGUAAGGAAUUGGUCGCGCACGCCCUCCACCAGGCGAGUGAAGUUGCUGAUAAGCCGAUGAUUGUCAUUAACUGCGCAGCCCUACCAGAACAACUGCUUGAAAGCGAGUUGUUCGGCCAUGAAAAAGGAGCGUUUACCGGUGCAACUAGCACCAAGCCUGGCCUAUUCGAGGUUGCCGAUGGGGGAACGCUUUUCAUCGACGAGAUCGGAGAACUAGCCCCCUCGCUUCAGGCAAAGCUGUUACGCGUCUUAGAAGAUGGGUCACUUCGCAGGGUCGGUUCUACGAAAGAACGCAAGGUCAAUGUCCGUAUCAUCAGUGCGACCAAUCGCGAUAUGCGACAAGAAGUUGAUAGAGGUCGGUUCCGAGAAGAUCUGUACUACCGAAUCGACGUGAUGACCUUGCGCCUGCCUCCGCUGCGGGAGCGACAAGAUGACAUUCGGAUGCUAACGGCACACUUCGCUGGCCAGGAUUGGCAGGUUACCCCAGAGGCGAUGGCUGCUAUUCACAGUUACAGUUGGCCAGGCAACGUACGCCAGCUCAUCAAUGCCAUCGAACGAGCAAAGAUUUUGGCAGACGACGAAGUCAUCAGCGUAAGCAACCUUCCGGAAGUCGUCGCAGACUGUGUUUCCGUAUCUCCAGAAAGUUUAGAUGUCUCGAGUGAAGCCAGCGGCGAUGACCUGGACUCAAUUCAAAAAGCCCAUAUCGGCGAACUAAUGGCCCGAGAAAUGGGAAACAAAGCUCGAGUUGCCCGCCUUCUGGGUGUGAGCCGGCGAACGCUCUACCGCCUGCUGGACAAGUACGACAUUCCGACUCAGUUCCCUGAAGCUGAGGUGCUGGUUGUGACACGCUGUGACGUGGUUGGCCGAGCAGCGCAACUUUUCGAUACACAAAUACGAGGGCAGCGCGAGCAGAUCCCUCGUAUUCGCCGCGAAAUCGACUCGGCCACACAUGCGGAACCACUCAAGUUUGGUGAACUCCAUCAUCUGAUGGUGAAGUCGAUUGAGGAGCAGAAAUUGAUGGACUUACAACUGAAAAAUAAGACCGCGUUAGUCACGGCUUCGACGGGCGGUAUCGGCUUGGCAAUCGCCAAACAACUCGCCGCUGAGGGGGCUACGACGAUUGUGAAUGGCCGCAGCGAGGCGAGUGUUGAAGAUGGCAUCUCCCGCAUCCAAAAAAAUGUGCCGGAUGCUGACCUGAUCGGGCUGGCAGCCGAUAACGGAACGGUCACGGGAAUCGAGCAAACGAUUGAUCGGCAUCCCGAUGUCGACAUUGUUGUGAAUAACCUGGGCAUCUUCGAGGCCGUAGACUUUUUUGACACCACAGAUGAGCAAUGGCUCGAGAUCUUCAACACCAAUGUGAUGAGCGGUGUCCGACUUGCAAGACAUUACCUUGAGAAAAUGCUCGACCGAAACUCGGGUCGCAUCAUCUUUGUCAGCAGCGAGUCUGGAGUCGUCCCUUCGCCUGAAAUGGCCCACUACGCCAUGACAAAAACGGCCCAGUUGUCCAUCGCUCGCAGUCUUGCUCAGUUGACCAAGGGGACCGCGGUAACCGUGAACUCAGUUCUACCCGGCUCCACCAGGACACCGGGUGUCGAGAGAUUCGUUGGCGAACUUUUCCCCGAUGAGGACUUCGCCUCGGCCGAGCGAAGAUUCGUAGUAGAGAAUCGGCCAACCUCGCUUAUCCAGCGAUUAAUUGAACCGGAAGAAAUUGCCAAUCUCGUUGCCUUCGUCGCGAGCCCGCUCGCUUCUGCCACCAACGGAGCGGCGUUAAGAAGCGACGGAGGAAUCAUCCCAACGAUCAAUUAG